Volvox carteri f. nagariensis is the source of this 1329-nucleotide messenger RNA. RefSeq lists its product as uncharacterized. Gene Ontology annotation, molecular function: hydrolase activity. NCBI's taxonomy places the organism in Eukaryota, Viridiplantae, Chlorophyta, Chlorophyceae, Chlamydomonadales, Volvocaceae. The coding region runs from base 1 to 1329 and encodes 442 amino acids. The record is from RefSeq and is a predicted model, not a curated record. The transcript is spliced from 9 exons.
AUGGCCAGCCUAGCGAAAACUAUGCUGCUGGGGCUUUUAGGCUUAGCCAUCGCACUAAUCGCUCAAGUCGUUCUCCGCCGAGACUCGCCGACGACAUCGGAGGUCUCACAACCUUACACAUGCCCUCCUCUAAGUGAGGCCGCAGCUCUGGAGCGCUUCGCGGGCCUUAUCUCCUUCCCCACCGUCAGCAAUGCCUCCAGCGAAGACCAUGUUAAUGACCAAAAGGUGUUUCGCGACAUGGUGGCCUACCUGGCGCGGUCCUAUCCCCGGGUGUGGAGGCGCCUGAAAGUGGAACAUGUGGGCCGGGUGGGCGAGAACGAGCUCAGUCUGCUCAUCACGUGGACCGGAUCCCGGCCUGAACUGCCUGCCGUACUGUUCGUGAGUCACUACGAUGUGGUCCCCGUGACCCCUGGGUCGGAGGGCGAGUGGACUCAUCCGCCCUUCUCCGGGAAGAUUGCAGACGGGUACGUGUGGGGUCGGGGUUCCCUGGACAUCAAGUUCGGUGUGGCUGGUCUGCUUCAGGCUGCCAGUGUGCUGCUGGGGGGUGAGGGGGAGGAGGACGUGGAGGAGGAUGUGGCGGUGUUCCGGCCGGAGCGCACUCUGAUGUUCGCAUUCGGACACGACGAGGAGGUCAGCGGCUCCCACGGCGCGGCCACCAUUGCGUCUCUGUUGCGCUCCCGGGGCGUGGAGCUGGAUGUGGUGGUGGACGAGGGCGGAGCGAUAUUGGAGGACGGGCUGAGGCCCUUCACCAGUCGCGCAGUGGCCAUGGUGGGGACGGCAGAGAAGGGUUACACCACGGUGGAGGUCACCCUUCGCGCCCCCGGGGGGCACUCCUCCAUGCCCACCACGGACGGCUCCGACAUAGCUGCGCAGCUCUGGAGGCUGCUGGGAGCCGUACGGAGGUCAACCACCCCCACACGGCUGCAGGCCCCCGUAACCGAUAUGCUGACUCACGUGGCGCCGUACACAUCCGGCUGGAUGAGGCUGUUGCUGUCGGGGGCCGAACGGGGCGGCCCCAUCAAGUGGCUCCUCGCGCAGGUCUUUCGGCGACUGGGGGGUCGCGAGACCGCCGCCAUGGUCGCCAAUACCCUGGCCCUCACCCGCGUGCGAGGGGGGGUAGCCGACAAUGUACUGCCGCAGGAGGCCGUACUCAGCUUCAACGGCCGGCUGCUGCCCGGGUCGACUCCAGGGGAGUUGGUGGAGGCGCUGAAGGCGGCGGUGAAGGUGGCGGGCGUGGCAGCGGAGGUGGCAGAGGUGAAGAGGAUUUGGGAAUGCAGCGUUGAAAAGUUGUUUUUGGCCGCAGCCACAUCGGGCAUUUGGCAAUUUUGA